AUGUCUUCUCCCAUGAUGAGAGCGUUGGCCGCCGCCGCCAUGUUGGCGAUGGCCCAGGCCCAAGGUGUCAUUCUUGCCGCGCAAGGCCCCAACGGCCCUGCUAGUCCAGGUCUUCUAGUCGAUGCAAACAAGGCGGAUGCAAACAUCAUCAACCAGAAGGAGAUUGUGGACAAUGUCGUCAACGAGUGCGGCCGAACCAUCCUCGCGGGCAACAUCGAUAUCGGCGAGACCACAGAGGCUCAGCUGGGCAACAACACCGUCACGAAGGUCACAAAGGGAUCUAACGUCGACGUCACCAUCGCCCAAGUCAGCCCGGACGGCGCCGGACCGUACAGCUGCGAUCUUGACUUGACUAGCAACGCCAACGGUGCCACGGGUCAGACGAAGCUUCAGGUGCAAGAGGCAGGGGCACAGAGCGGACAGAUCAAGCUCAAGGUCACGAUGCCGGAUGACUUGGCUUGCGUAGGAGCCUCCACCGGUGAUGUCUGCACCGUCCGCUGCUUCAACGAUAACGCGAAGGGUCCCUUUGGCGGCUGCUUCGCUGUUCAGCAGACGGACACGAAGCCUAAGCAGAACACCCCUGCCAACAUUCCCACCGCCCAGACCCUUGACGGUGUCCUGAAGCAGGUCCAGCAGAACAUUGUCGACCUCCCUGCCGCCGUCAAGUCGAACCAGGAAGCCAAGACUCAGGACGAUCAGGGUGUUACUGCCAUCAAGGAACUCCUCGGCAACAAUGCCACUCAGCAGGCUGCCGGCCCUGCCGGCUCCGGCGCCAACACUGGCAACAACAAUAACAACAACGGAAACAACAACAACAACAACAACAACGGCAAUGCCAACGCCGGCAAUGGUAAUGGAAGACAGAAGGGCAAGGGCAACCGCAAUGGCAACAACAACGCCAACAACGGCGGUGCUGCGGCCGGCGGCAACAACAACGCCAACGCUGGCAACAACAAUGCCAACGCCGGCAACAACAAUGCCAACGCCGGCAACACCAAUGCUAAUACCGGAAACACCAAUGCCAACACGGGCAACAACGGAGGCAACGGACGGACCCGGGGCAAGAACAACAACGGCGGUGCCAACACCAACGCCCAGAACGGCGGCAACAAUGGUAAUGCCAAUGCCAAUGCCAACGGAAACAACAACGCACUGCCUCUGGCAACUGUUGGAAAGGGCAACGGUAACCGCCAGAACCAGCAGAACGGCAACAACAAUAAGCGUGACGAGACACCAGAUGCUGUGCUCCGCACGCGCUGGGCCAGGAGGAACCUUCGCCGCCGCGCUGCCUAA
Messenger RNA from Colletotrichum paranaense, 1293 nucleotides. Its product is annotated as GEgh16 protein. The transcript is spliced from 3 exons. Bases 1 to 1293 code for a protein of 430 amino acids. NCBI's taxonomy places the organism in Eukaryota, Fungi, Ascomycota, Sordariomycetes, Glomerellales, Glomerellaceae. The record is from RefSeq and is a predicted model, not a curated record.